Messenger RNA from Eufriesea mexicana, 1698 nucleotides. Its product is annotated as nicalin-1. Gene Ontology annotation, cellular component: membrane. Gene Ontology annotation, biological process: regulation of signal transduction. The transcript has 8 exons. Bases 31 to 1698 code for a protein of 555 amino acids. NCBI's taxonomy places the organism in Eukaryota, Metazoa, Arthropoda, Insecta, Hymenoptera, Apidae. The record is from RefSeq and is a predicted model, not a curated record.
UGUAACUUUUAUCUAAAAUCAGAGAAAAAUAUGUGGCUAGAAGAAUGUGAUAGUUUCGCUGAACUAUGUCGAGGAUAUUUGCCGUACUAUUUAUUGAUAAUCCUGCCGAUUUUUAUUAUUAUCUCUCCGGUUAACCCAGUUGCCGCAUCUCAUGAAUUUCCCUUGUAUCGAAUGCAUCAAUAUGACUUACAUGGUGUACCACAUGGUUGUCGUAGUGCACCCAUUUCUUUGGAAGCAAGAUCUCUUACCGGAUGGAGCACUUCCAGACAUUGUGUAGUUACGAAAGCUUUAGAUCUUACUCCAAGUCUGUUUCAUCUUAUUAAAGACAAGGCUGGAGCUUUAAUAGUAGUUUUGCCAGAGAAUCUUACUGAUUUGACAAUGGAAGAGAAACAGCAUAUUAUGAACCUGGAGGAAUCUAUGCUGUUUGGACCAGAAACAACAAUUCCAGUAUAUUUUACUUCAUGGCAUCCCGAUUUACAAAUAAUCUUAGAUGAUCUCUCCAAUGGUUUCAUUACUGAUGAAAGAGCUGGUUCUGCAGCUGAAGCAAUGUUCAAUUCUAUAUCUGCUAGUGGUUACCAGGUAGUUGUAGCAACUGGACAAGCACUAGCUAAGACAGAUGUUAAAGUAGCUACAUUACAUGGUAAACUAACUGGUACUGGAGCAGAAGAAAAGUUGCCAACUAUAGCCUUGGUAACACAUUAUGAUAGUGCAGGUGUUGCACCUGAGUUGUCUUUUGGAGCAGACAGCAAUGCAUCUGGUGUGGCAAUGUUAUUGGAAAUAGCAAGAUUAUUUUCUACUCUGUAUUCAACUAGUAGAUCAAGACCGCAAUACAAUCUUGUCUUUAUUGUAACUGGUGCUGGCAAACUUAAUUAUCAGGGCAGUAAAAAAUGGUUGGAAGAUCAAUUAGAUGGUCUUGAAGGCUCAAUAAUACAAGAUGCAGCUUAUGUCAUUUGUCUUGACACCAUAUCUACUAGUGACCAUCUCUAUGUACAUGUCUCAAAACCACCCAAAGAAAAUUCGACAGGUGGUUUGUUUUACAAAGAAUUAAAAGCUGUGUCUGAAUCAUUAAAUGUUACUACUGUUGAAGGUAUACACAAAAAAAUAAAUUUAGCUGAGGAAACACUGGCUUGGGAACAUGAAAGAUACAGUAUUCGUAGAUUACCGGCAACGACUUUGUCCACUUUAAAAAGUCAUGAAGAUCCGAUCAGAACUACAAUCUUAGAUGUAAUGCAAGCAGAACAAAUAGACAGACUAUUUAAACAUACUCAGACAGUCGCAGAAGCGUUAGCAAGACAUAUAUACAAUUUAAGCUCUAGUCAAAUUUUCACUGAUCCACUGGAUGUUUCUAAAGAAUCAUUAUCUUUAUGGUUCAGUUACUUAGCAUCACAACCAAGAGCUGCUCCGUUAUUAGCAGACAAAAAUAAUAUGUUAGUUGGUACAUUAAAAGAAGUAAUGGCCAGAUAUCUUGGAGAUGUUAAAGUUACUUUGCAUAGUCCUGAUAAACCAGAUCCAGAAUUUGUCUUUUAUGAUGUAACAAAAGCAUUACUGAAUGUAUACAGUGUAAAACCAGCUGUAUUUGAUCUCUUUCUUACAAUUGCCAUCAUUAUAUACUUGGGAAUUAUUUAUGUAAUUGUACACAACUUUCCUCACGCGUAUUCUUUAGUAACACGAUUCUCUAUAAAAAAUAAAUCGUCGUGA